Cherax quadricarinatus is the source of this 2500-nucleotide messenger RNA. RefSeq names its product tRNA splicing endonuclease subunit 34 (gene Tsen34). The record is from RefSeq and is a predicted model, not a curated record. Gene Ontology annotation, cellular component: tRNA-intron endonuclease complex. Gene Ontology annotation, biological process: tRNA splicing, via endonucleolytic cleavage and ligation; tRNA-type intron splice site recognition and cleavage. Gene Ontology annotation, molecular function: nucleic acid binding; tRNA-intron lyase activity. NCBI's taxonomy places the organism in Eukaryota, Metazoa, Arthropoda, Malacostraca, Decapoda, Parastacidae.
ACAUUAUUUCAUGUCGCAUAAAAAUAAAAAAUAAAAUUUAUAUUUGUACAUCGAGAUGCUGGGUUCAAUACUGAGUAAGCUGUCAGUGGCUCUUAGAAACCCAACAGCAAGAAGAUCUGCAUAGAAAUAUAAAUAACAUUAAAUGUCAAAGUGCAGAACUGAGAAACAGUGUGCUGUGAAGAUCCAUUUGGAGGUUUUUAGUACAUACCUCAUCCAUCUCUAGUAGAGUAAUAUCUAAUAAGACUUUACAAGUGCUUUAAAUCAUGGAAGCAAAUGCAGUUUUUGAAACUGAAGAUCAAAUCAAAUUGAUAAUAGCCUGUGGCCAAGGACAUAUAUGGAAUGUUGAAGAUGUAAAAAUGGCAUGGACCAAAUAUAGAAUUAUUGGUUGUCUUGUUGGAUCUUUGCCAAGGAACCCUCACCAAUCUUCUAUGAUGGGCCUUCCUCUGAAACUUAUGCCAGAGGAAGUUACUUUAUUACUGGAGAAAAGGUUUGCAAAGCCUGUUACAUACCCAGAAAUGACUGAAGAACCAUCCAGUAUAAUAAAGAAUACAUUUAAACAGCAUAGACAAAAGUGUUAUCAGGAACAAAUUAUGGCAGCUCUUCAACAACGUAAACAUGAAAUUGAAAACAUUGCAGAUACAAUUCUUGAAGGAAAACGCAAGAAAUUUGAACUGAGGAAAAAAAAUAAACAAGGAUCUGCACAAAAUUAUAAUUUUUUACUCACAAAAGAAAAAGUUAUUGAGGAAGAAAUUCGAAAAAUCCAGACAUUACCAGAGCAUUUACAAGUUAUAGAGGUGUUUGCUGAAAGUCCUAUGGUAGGCAUGUUGAAAUCUGAAGUGGCAAAGUGGUCAUUUCCCACAAAUAAUAUGGAAAAGCUGAGAUAUGCAGUGUUCAAAGACCUUUGGGAACAGAAUUAUUAUCUAACAACAGGGGUCAAAUUUGGGGGUGAUUUUCUAGUGUACCCAGGAGACCCUCACUUGUUUCAUGCAACAUUUAUUGUCAAGUGUGUAAUGGACGUGCAGUGUGUGGAUCAGUGUGAUCUAGUGUCUUGGUCUCGUAUUGGUACUGCUACCAAGAAAACCCUUGUCUUAGCUACUUUUGAUCAAUCUGAGCAAGUGUCUUAUAAGUCUUAUCAGUGGGUAGAGAAUGAAGCUAAUUGAUAGAUAAAUUUACUAGUAGUAAUACCUUACAGUAUAUACAGUACAUAGUCUAUUUAGUCAAGUUGAAGGUCAUUUUUUUAAAUUUAUAUUUGGAAAUGUUUGUUAAGUUUCCUAAAAGCAUUUUUGAAACAAAUAAAUUGUCAUAAGACCCCAUGCAGUAUAUUGUGCAAGUCAGCACCUAUUUGCAUUAAAUGUUUUGUAAAAAAAAUGAUUUUAGAUUAAAAGCAAAAUAAUUAAAGGAAUUUUUAGUUUUAUCAGAAAGGUAUAACCUUCAAGGCCACACACCUUCACCCACACCAUUCCAACCAGCAACUUCCACCCACACAACUCUUCCCAUGGCCACACCUUCACCCACAGAAUUCCAACUAGUAACCUCCACCCACACAACUCCCACAUGGCCAUACCCCUUCACCCACACCAUUAUAACCAGUAACCUUUUCCCACACAACUUCCACACAUCUUCACCCACACCAUACUAACCAACCACCUACCUCUACAUGACCCACCCACCCAAUUCCCUCUGUGGCACAUGCCUGCACCUACACCAUUUCCCCCACCAUCAACACCAGGCCGCCGACAUGGCCACCUACACAGUCACCAUCACACUGCCUCAUUGCUUCCCAACUCAACCUGAUCAAUUGGCCUGGUCGAGGACUGGGCUGUGGGGGCGUUGACCCUCAAAACGGUCUCUAAGUGGGUAGACAUCCAUCCACUGCCCAGCAUUUUUCACUUCCCAACACCAGCUUCCAGCUCCUGCCCCCACCCCACCACCAGUUUUCACCUUCCACUACAACAGUCCCUCAAUCCCUCACCCCUACACUGAACCCACUCACUUCAACCACUGUAACCCCUCAGUGUACACCCCAACCAUUCUAGCCCCUCCUUUAUAAAGAAUAUAAAGGCACAAUACUAUGACUGGAACAAUACACAAAUAACUCGUAUAGGAGAAUGAAACUUGUGAUGACAUUUUAGUCUGAUGUGUGACUAGUUAUUGGACCAAGCUGGAUGAAAAAUCAUUGUAAGUGCACCCUCCUUUACAACUCCCAUACAGUUGCAACUAGUAGGACAACCAAAUACAGUAAUAAAAUUGCCCUGUCUGCUAGCAGAGAUGUGGUGGCAGGAUCUUUAAUGCACAUCACCACAUCAACUUCCAAUUAUAUUAUUAUCAUUGUUUUUACAAUUUUGAGAUCUAUAAAAAAUUUGGUUAACCGUUUUGGGGGUAUAAUGAAUAUAAUUUAUUUUCCCAUAUGUUCCUCAGUUUAAACUACUACUUUUAUACACGCUGUUUUCAGAAUUAACUACUGUGUUAUCCGACAGUCUACUGUAUUUUCCACUAUAAA